AUGAACCCUUCACGCGCAAGGUUCCAUGAUAUGCUUCCUGUACGUCCGUCCGGUCUUUCCCUAGCGGCUAAUUUCGGCCGUACUCGCGCGCCACUGUCAGGAUCUCCCUCGCAGACCACACCAUCCAACUCCAGUGGUUCUCAAACUAAGCAUCAGCGUUCGAGUUCUGUUCCACAGCCAGCGCCGCACUGCAAUGGGAGCUACAUCUACGCUACCCCCGGUACAGCAUCGUCUUCGGCGUCCUCUGCAGACGGCCGGGCGCGUUCAAGUAGUUUUGUAGGCUCCCGAUCCACAGCUCCUUCUCCUCUUCGCUACGAGUCCAACUCUGUUCGUUCAAGAAGUCAGGCAGCCUCGCAGUCAGCCUCGCAGCAGCAGUCGGCGCGUGUUCCAUUGUACCGGACUUCCAGUCACAAUAAAGCCAGCGAGCGUCCUUCCCCGUAUCCCCUUUACACCCCCACAGUAUCUUUCAGUAGCUCACGCACUGCCUCCAGCUCGUCGAUCCAUCCUGGCUCAACAUCAGGGCAUGCUUACGCGCCUCCACGAACGUCCAGCUCUGGUAGCGUGGGUCGGAGUAGCUCCGAUAUUCGUCCCAUUCUCAAGCAGAAUCAUACUUGGCAUGGACACAACAGCGCACCUCAUGCCCACGUCUCCUUCAAGAACGAUCCUCGAGGGUCUUCGGCUAGCAACAGCUUGCACGUACAUCCCCUGCUUGCUUGCAGUCGCCUGCACAACGCGCCGAUCUCCUACGAUAUCACCUAUACGCCUUCCUCACGCUCGGUUAUCGAUAAGACUACUAAUAUCGCUGUAGCAGCGACUACCCUUGCCCAACCAGCCACAAACCCUCCGACCAACUCUCGGCUCGUACUCAAGGCGGACAAAUUACCCUGGCCCAUCGUUGUCAGCCCCUCGCACGUCUCUUCAUCUUCCUCAUCCAAGCCGAAGUCGGCACCUCGCUUCUAUAUUCAUGGAUCGCAUUCAGGUCAUGGGUCGUCCUCGUCCUCGGGGUCACCUCAUGUCAGCAACCUGGACGUCCUAUAUGCGGUGCACUCGACCCUGUUCAUGAGGAUUACGCAGGAGGAGUGGGAACAAUUGGGACAUGGCAGUCGCGCUCAACGUAAGAUUACGCGAGCAUAUGAAAAGCGAUGCAUCAAGAUGGGUGGCGGCUGGGAAGGUGGCGUGCGUAGGCUCGAUUGGCUCGGGGGGAAGACACGCCUCGUUGGAAUCGAGCUAGACAAGAGCGGCAACGGAACAGGAAAACUCCUGUUCAGCAAAGCUUGA
This is a messenger RNA of Pleurotus ostreatus (oyster mushroom), 1278 nucleotides long. RefSeq lists its product as uncharacterized. NCBI's taxonomy places the organism in Eukaryota, Fungi, Basidiomycota, Agaricomycetes, Agaricales, Pleurotaceae. The coding region runs from base 1 to 1278 and encodes 425 amino acids. The record is from RefSeq and is a predicted model, not a curated record. The transcript is spliced from 5 exons.